Messenger RNA from Salvia splendens (bonfire salvia), 1146 nucleotides. Its product is annotated as U-box domain-containing protein 9-like. Bases 1 to 1146 code for a protein of 381 amino acids. Gene Ontology annotation, biological process: protein ubiquitination. Gene Ontology annotation, molecular function: ubiquitin-protein transferase activity. The transcript is spliced from 3 exons. The record is from RefSeq and is a predicted model, not a curated record. Lineage: Eukaryota; Viridiplantae; Streptophyta; Magnoliopsida; Lamiales; Lamiaceae.
AUGGCCUCUUCAACGGCUGCAUCUAAGGCAUUCCCGGUCGGACUACCUUCCUCCGAGGAACUAGUGGUGUCGUCGUCGUGGUUCAUUUUGACAUAUGACCGUGAUUCCAUUCAGAAGUGGAUUGAGGAUGGGAAUGCUACAUGUCCUCAAACUGGGAAGAGGAUACAGUCGUUGGCUAUGCUAAUCCAAGACAAUGUACGCAAAGAUAUGAUAUCUAGCUGGUUUGAAAAUCCUUCACUCAACAAUGAGUUCCAACAGGCUGAUUUCCAGGCCACAAUGGAAAUAAACUUAACAGCCGAGACAUUGGAAGGCCAGAGGGAACUUUUCGAGAGAUUGCGUCGCUUAACAAAGGAGAAUCAUGCAUUUCGGAAGCAUUUUGUUGAAUCAGCUGCUGUUCAUGUCCCAACACUAUUCAAUGGCCUCUGCUUAGCUAUUGCUGCCUCUAGAAACGCUAUCUGCAGUGACAAUAUCAAGAGGCUGGUGGCAAACAAGCCUCAUCGUAUUGGAAUUAUUGCUGAAGCAAUGGAUGUUAGGGGUGAUAUAAGGUUUAGGACAGUAGCUGCUAGUGCCAUUAAGACGCUGUCCACUCUCGACUUAUUCAAGGAACAGGUUCUUGAAGCACAUAAGGGUCUUUCUGGGUCCCUACGAGGUGUAAUGGUGUACCUCAAGGGCAUGUUGGAGGUAUGUGAUGUUUUGGCAGUGGAAGAGGCGGUCGGCGCUAUAAUUAAUCUGUGUUCCGUCCCAGGUAACAUGAAACAUGCUCUUAAUUGUGGUACGAUUGGCGUGAUCAUGAAUAAUAUUAAGUACAAGGUGUUUCCGGGUUAUAUGUUGCAAGUUCUAGCAAUGUUUUCGACUAACAAGAUUGUGAUUGAGGAGAUAGUUAGGUGCGAAGCAAUCAGCUUCUUGUUCAAAAUCAUAAAGGGUGACUCUAGUCCGCACAACAGAGAGAAUUGCGUGACUAUCAUGCAUGAGAUCGUCACUCGUACCAACUCCAUGACUGACCAAAUCAGAUGCCAAGAGAAGACUCAUCGUCUGUUGGCUAGCCUUGUUAAGGAAGGCACUCCAUUUGCCCAAACCAAGGCUCGUGACAUCCUUGCGAAGAUAUUCCCUAGGAACAUGAGAGAGAGAAAGCUGAAGGGUGAAUAA